Messenger RNA from Mya arenaria, 3418 nucleotides. RefSeq names its product progesterone-induced-blocking factor 1-like. Gene Ontology annotation, biological process: cilium assembly. The transcript is spliced from 16 exons. Gene Ontology annotation, cellular component: centriolar satellite; mediator complex. NCBI's taxonomy places the organism in Eukaryota, Metazoa, Mollusca, Bivalvia, Myida, Myidae. The coding region runs from base 146 to 2470 and encodes 774 amino acids. The record is from RefSeq and is a predicted model, not a curated record.
GACAGCAGCAAGUUGCAGCACGAAAUUUAAAUCAUUUAGCUAAUUUUAUCGUUCUCUGAAGCAAUGGUCUCAUAAAACAGGUUUAGAAAUUGUAUUGGUAUGAUGACAAAUUGACCUCAAUAACUUUCAAUUAAGAUCCAUCGCAAUGGCGGCCAGAGACCUUUCCAAAACGUUUGAUGAAUUUGAAUCUGAGGAUUUAAGUGGUUUUGAAACUUCAGUCCCUACAGAUCUCACUUUAUCACCUGACAGAACUGAUAGACAUGAAAGGAACAGAAAUUCAAAAAUUACAAAACAGCUUAUUGAGCGUAAGCAGUUAUCACAUGAUCUCCAGUUGGUACGGAUUGAAUUGUCGCAGAAAAAUCUUCAAGUGGAGAACAUGAAAGCUGAAUAUUUGCAAAGGGUUGAUGAUCUUGAUGAAAAGCUGAAUGAUGAGCGACAUCAAAAGCAGAUUUUGCAGGCUCGUCUUGAAUCACAGUUGACGAUACAACAAGAAGAGGCUCGACGACGGCAAGAGCUAAUAAAGCAAGAACUGGAUGAAGUUCGACAAAAACAAAGACAGCUUGAAGCUACAAAUGAAAGAUUGCAAGAGCGAGCUGGCAAUGUUAGGAGAACGCUACGGGAUUUGGACCUUACUGAGGAUAAAUUCUAUGAGCUGAGGACAACAACUGAAGAUGACUUGUCUCUGAGAGAUUAUGUUGCUAUGAGACUGUUUGAAAAAACAAAACCACUAGAGACAGAGGUUGAACAGCUAAGAAUGAAAGUUAAGAGUCUUGAGGAUACAGACAGGAGCCAGUCAAAACAGAUGCUUAAACUGCAAGAGGAGCUUGAGGAAGAACGUCAGUCGCAUGGUGAAAUACGAGUCAAGUACCAGAAGUUGGCGCUGGCCCAUGCUGACACAAAAAAUCAGGUGAAGACAGACAACUACAAGGUGGAGAACUAUGAUCGAAUCAAGGGAGAGCGGGAUAACCUUGAAAAAGAUGACUUAGAUGUUCACCGGCAGCUGUCAACACUUGAGGCCGCCCAUCAGAAUGUUUGCAAGGAGAGAGAUGAGCUGAGAAGAGAGCUCUCAGCAGCCAAGCAGUCCCUUACACUACUAAAACAAGACAAGGAUUACCUGACUCGACAGUCUGCCGAUGUCGCUAACAGGUUACAGUUUGCUGAAGAAAAAAUGGUGCAAAUUAACCUCCAGCUUGAUGACGCCAAACGAUCGCGAGAGGAUAUGUAUGAGAAAUAUGUAUCAUCAAGGGAGCAGUACAAGUCUGAAUAUGAGAACAAACUACGCGAUGAGCUAGAACAGAUCCGUGUACGAACGAACAGCGAGAUUGACCGUCUACGUACCAGCAGUAAGGAGAUGUAUGAACGAGAAAACAGGAAUCUCCGAGAGGCAAGGGACAUGUCAAUAUCAGAGAAGGAGAGGGCUCUAAUCACUGAGAGGGAAACCAACACUAAAUACGAACAGCUGCUUCAGGAGUGGCGCCAGCUACAAGUUAGUGGAGACAGCCGGGUUUCGGACCUUGCUAACGACCUGAAACUGAAGACAUUUGAACUAGAGAGAACUCAGCUGGUUUUGGAGGAGACAGUGAAAAAUCAGAAAGAAACACAGCUGGAGGUGGAAAAACUGACAAAGAAGGCUGAGGUAUUAACGAAAGAGUACUACGUUCAACAAACAGGCCUAGAGAAGAGAAUUGCAGAGUUAGAAUCGCAACUACAAGAAAAAGAAGGGCGGUUACAGACAUAUGAACGCAUGGAGAAGGAAUUGGAUGAUGUUGUCAUGCAAGCCGCGGAAGUUGACAAUGAGGAGGAGGCAGAAAAGGUGUUGUUCUCAUAUGGCUAUGGCGCCAAUGUUCCCAGUACCGCGAAACGCAGGCUGCAACAAAGUGUCCAUCUUGCCAGACGUGUGCUUCAAUUGGAGAAGAUCAACACAUCCCUGAAACAGGAAGUGAAUCGAGAGAAGAAAAAGAUUCUGCAAUUGGCUGAUGAGGUGAAGAGCACAAACUCGCUGUUAGAUCAGUCCCAGCAGCCGUACAACUACCUGAUAGAUAGUAUGCGUACACGGGACACACAGAUAUCCAAACAGAAGGACUACAUCUCUCAGUUGGAGGAGGAAAAUCAGCGACUUGGAGAAGAAAGGGGGGAAGCUGUAAAAGUGAAAAACCAGAUGGCUCUUGACCUUGAGAGACUGCUUAAUCAAAGGGAGGAGAUGUCCGUAAUGAAGCAGGUAGUCCUAAGCAUGUCUACACGUGUCCCUGGGGAAAAGAAAGCCCAACAUCGGGAACAUCUGAAGCCUAAGAGCGCCUCGAUGCACGUACCAAACAGAUCAUUUGAGACCUAUGAUGAACCAAACAUAUCCAAACCAGGGUCUAUCUCACUGACCAGAAGUUCUCCACCUAAAUGGGCCAAGAAAUUGAAGAACAAGAACAUGUCACAGUCAACGAACUACUCCAAAGUGUACGCCACCUCUACCUCCUAGACAUUGGACAUUUUCAAGAAUCUAUGCCAAUCGAGUCAGCACAAAUACAGCAUUUAUGAUUUUUAACAUGUCCGUUUCUCAGAAAAAAAGGUUCAGUUAUUGUCUUGGUGUCCUUAUUGUUUUCUCCCAGCAGGCGCUUCCGACAGAUGUGGCAGCUGAUUCAUGGAAUUCUUGCUAUAAUCAAGAGGUCUACACUUUGUCCAAUGCAAAUUUAUUUCGAUCAUUGGGUAAAUGUGAGACUGAAAUACAUGUUAUCUACAUUUUUAUUGUCAUCCAACUGCCAUUUUCCUUUUUACUUGAUUACUUAUAAUGAAUUGGUAUGUUAUAUUUGUACCUAAUAUUAUAGAAAUCUGCUACUGAUUUGAAUUUGAAAAGACUGUCAAGAUUAAAUUGUAUUGUGAAAUACAUGUACAUAUUACUAGAUUGAGAUUCUGUGAUAUUCAUUUAUUUUAGUUUUAAUGUUCUUCUGUACUUUAGUUGUGUAUGCUAAUAUGUCACAUUAACAAUUAAUUAUUGGGACUUAACACUGAUGUUACAGUGAUUGAAAUUAGCACAAGUCUGCAAGCCUUGUAGAUUGCUUUUGGGCUUGCUCAAAUUCUGGAAUUCAUUAAGCAGGACUUGUUAAUUUUUUUAUGCAAAACACUUUUGAAAAAAUUUGUACUUCUUUUAUUAUAUAGUCUAAUUUUAAUUUUAAGCAAUUUUAACUGAAAAAUGUAUAAAUUUUGACAUUCUCAUGAUUAUAAAUAGCAACCAAUCAGCAGGUAUACAAUGUUAUUGUUAUUUUGUCACGACUGUAACAACUUAUAAAAGCUAUGUGAUUGAUGAGAUCAAAAGAUUUUUGAAAAGGUUUAUAAUUAUGUCUUCCCAUUAUUUGUUUGAUAGUGCGACAUAGUAGCUUCCAUUAUAUCAAGUCAUAAUAUUAUAGGAGACAAUAAAGUUAAAGAAAUA